CUUAUCGCGAUUAUGCUUGCUGAGUGGCCCUCGAGUACGUAAACAAACCUACUCUUGUUUACGUCCGAAAAUGUCACGUUUCUCGUAGUAGAGGAAAACAUAUGGAAAACUAUUGCUGCUUCAUUAUGGAUCAGAAUUCGAGGGAGACAUAGAAAUCGGAUUUUUUAGGACAUGAGCAUAGUACGCAUUCGCCAGUUCAGGAUGGCAGACUGUCUAUUAUCAAAAAUGUGCUCCAAAGGUAUAGCAGCUGUGAUUGGGGGGAUCCUGAUUCAUCUCACCCUUGGCAAUCUGUACAGUUUUGGUAACAUGAUGACAUACAUGGCUUCCUAUAUGCACGUCAGAGUUGACUCCAGUAUCGAUUAUGGAAAUUUUAUAUGGGUGAAUUCUAUAACUACAGCAGCUCAGGGCUGUUUUAUGGUAUUUGGAGGCCUGUUGGAGAAGAAAAUCGGGCCUAAAAUCACAUGCUUUGUGGGCUGUUCCUUACUCAGUGCUGGUAUCAUGCUGACCCACUAUACCAUUGAAGUAUCGCUCUUUGCUGUUACCAUGACCUAUGGGCUGUUGUCUGGUCUCGGAAUAUCCUUGUCUUAUGUUACUCCCCUUGCUUGUGGCAUGAAGUGGUAUCCAGACCGAAAAGGUUUUAUCAAUGGGAUGAUUGUAGCUGGGUUUGGUCUUGGUGCUUUAGGUUCUACCAACUUUCAAACUAUGUACCUGAAUCCAGACAACUUGCCACCUGAAAAAGAUGGGUACUUUAAAGACCCAGACUUGCUGAAUCGAGUGCCUGGUGUCUUUAUUGCAUUGGGUGUGAUUUUCCUGGUAAUGCAAUACUUAGGCUGUUUGCUACUAAGUAAACCCAGAAGUGAUCAUCACUGCUGGCAACAACAAGAGGGCGAGAGUUUACUUGUUCCCAGUGAAAUAGAGAAUAUAGAAGAGAGUGUGCCAGUUAGCACAGCUUUUGUGACAGAUAAUGAUCUACAACCCAUGGAAAUAAUCAGGAACAAGACCUUCUACCUUUUUUGGCUCAUCUACUUCUUCAACACCAUUGCCAUUGGCUACAUCAAUGCCAUGUAUAAGAGCUUUGGCCUAACCUUCAUCUCAGAUGACCACUUCUUGGCUGUCAUCGGCUCGCUGGCUGCUAUAUUCAAUGCCGUCGGCAGGGUCUGUUGGGGGAAGCUUAUGGACAAGACUUCUUUUAGGAUUGCUAUGCGCCUUCUGGCACUGCUGUUUGCAAUUCUCUUUGCAACCUUGCCAUUAACAAGAUUUAUGGGCAAAGGGGGUUUUGCAAUCUGGGUUUGGAUGAUAUUCUUCACGUUUUCCGGAACAUUUGUGCUGAUGCCGACUGUGAUUGAGAAGGCAUUUGGCUCUCAGUACUAUUCUGCUAAUUAUGGAUUGCUAUUUACCAGUCAGACUGUAUCUGGACCAUUGGUGGCAGCACUGAACCACUUGAUGUUAAAUGCUGUUGGCUAUACUGGUUGUUUCUUAUCCAUAUCAGCAGUUGUUUCCUUGAGUUUUAUCCUAACUUUUAUUGUACCAAAUGGCCUCUGAAGUACAGUUCUCCAAACAAGAACUGUUCAGAUUAAGAACAGUAUACAUGUUAUAUAAAGAAGAGUAGAUCUAUAGAUAAUUGGCAUAUUUCAUAAGAUAUAUAUAAAAGGUAUGUUUGUAUAAUAUAAAAAUCUAUUUUGCUGUGUAAUAUGAUGCACUAUAGUAUAUUUGUAUGGUCAGAAUUUGUAUUUUAAAAUCAAAAUGUGAAGAUAUCAGAAUAUUUUUUUUAUCUGGUAUUGCUUUUAUCAAAUUUUUACAAUGUUAUAUUUAGCAUUUAUAAGUUUAGGCUACAUCAAUUAUUUGAUGUACAGCAUUCUAUUUUAAUUGUUAAGGAACAUCAAACCAUCUUCAUGUGGGAAUAUAUAAUAAUGUUUUUAAGGAAAGAUAUCAAAACAUUUUUAAGAUUAAAGAAAACACAAA
Molecule: messenger RNA, 1962 nt
Organism: Penaeus indicus
Lineage: Eukaryota; Metazoa; Arthropoda; Malacostraca; Decapoda; Penaeidae
Product: oxalate:formate antiporter-like
Exons: 11
Coding region: 172-1542 (456 amino acids)
Biological process (GO): transmembrane transport
Molecular function (GO): transmembrane transporter activity
Source: RefSeq, a predicted model, not a curated record